GGGCGCGCCGGCCUCCCUGCGGGGCCCGCCUCGCUUCGCGGCCGCCUUCGGGCUUGCGGGGCGCGCCGGGCCUCGGCGUGGCUGGCCUGCGUCGGCUUCCGGGGCGGGCGCCCAAGAAGCCUCUCCUCCCGGCCUCGGUUGGCUUCGCCCGCAGGACGGGGCGACACGCCUCCCAGCUCGGGUUGCCAGCUCCGGGGCGGGGAAUUCCUGGAGAUUUUGCCCCUGGGGCCUGGAGAAGGCAGGGCUGGAGGACGGGCGCGAGCAGGCUCGGCCGGCGACGGCGCCCCGGAGCCCGCCCUCCAAAGCAGCCCUUUCCCGGGGGUGGCAACAAGCACGAAGGAGAACCACGGGACUCCCCCCUACCUGGAAAGCAAACGACACCGGGGUUAUCGAACGACACUGACCGGGUCCCGAGUCAGCCAUGCAAACAUAUAAUUCAAUAUUUUAAAUGUACACUAUCAGAAGCAGGUAAGGACCAAAGGUGCCCCCCAAGAAUCUGAGCACAGCCCGGCUGUGCCCGCCUGCUCGACGCGUGAUGAUUUUCCGAUGGCCCCGAGGAGCGCGCCAGGCGCCAGUGCCCCGCAAGGCAACGCGAGCUGCCCCCGAUUCCCUACGCGCCGUGUAACUUCCCUCGCCCUCUCGUUCACAAGGCAAUGACUCGCGGAGCCCUGUGUUCCGUUCUGGGCACCCCAAUUUAAGAACGAUGUUGACAAACUGGAGCGUGUCCAGAGGAGGGCAACGAAGGUGGUGAGGGGUCUGGAGAUGCCCUCUUAUGAGGCAAGGCUGGAAGAGCUGGAGAGGAGGAGGCUCGGAGGUGAUAUGAGAGCCGCCUUAAGUGUUUUAAGAUGGAGUCCAGCAAUGAGCCCCCGUGUCUGGGCACUUUCGAAUGUGAGCUGUGUGGAUUACGUGUCCCGUACAGUUACUAUGGGUGCAACCCUCCAAAUACCUACUCUGUUACCCUCCUGGAGAACUGCUACGUCAUGAGAGAUCCGUUCACCUCUGACAAGGGCAAAUUCCUUAUCCUUGGAUCUGAGUGCAGUUUGUGUAGCAAGCGUGUGUGCGUUGGCACAGACUGUAGUCUUUUCUACACAAAACGAUUCUGCCUCCCAUGUGCUAACUCACACUUAGAUGAGUUUCCUCCGGAAAUAAAGCAAGAACUGUUGAAGAAAACUCAGUCCAAAUCCAAGUCUUCACAGAAAGGAGAUUCCAGGGAAGCAAAGAAAAAGUAGAAUUGCUGUAGCCCGAACCAGAGUCUACCGAGAGGGCAGAAGAUAGCGAGGGAAGCAAAGCAGAACGACGGAAACUUGCUUCAUUUGUGUUCCCUUAACAAAAUUUGAAUUACAGAUCAAAACUGGCACCUGGAGUUGUGCCCGGAAACCUCCUGGCAGCUGCCUGUGCUGUCGCUGCCUCGGGCAACAGCCCUUCUGCCCACACCUUGACCGUUCAAGGCCAGGCUCUGGCGGCUUUGAUGUGUCUGCACAGAGGUCUUGGGACAGUCCAAAAUGCACCACAGAGCGAGUUGCAGCCCUUCCUCUUACAUCUUACCCACAUUUUUGCAGUCAUACAUGGCUUUCUAGUGGUAACUCAGAUUCCCAGAAAUCUGAAUUUAGUUCACAAAAAGAGCCCUUUUUUCUGUGUAUGCAGCAUUUUGAUGAAUAUUACGGGAUUGAGCUUGUCAAGGUUUGGAAAGAACAUUUCUUUCAAGGUAUUUCUUGUCGUACAACGUACUGACCUUGUUUGUUUCAAUGAUUGAUGAAUUGCUGUCUGUUAGCCUUAUUGAAUAAAGUAGGAAAUGGUUAACACA
Molecule: messenger RNA, 1804 nt
Organism: Eublepharis macularius
Lineage: Eukaryota; Metazoa; Chordata; Lepidosauria; Squamata; Eublepharidae
Gene: CDPF1
Product: cysteine rich DPF motif domain containing 1
Exons: 4
Coding region: 846-1229 (127 amino acids)
Source: RefSeq, a predicted model, not a curated record